CGCUAGCUUCGCUAGCUAGCUUGUAAACCCUCUGUAUCCGUGUUUGUUUUGGUCAUGAUCAGGUGUGACGCAAGUUGUAAGUUCAGUCCAAGUACCGAAGCCUAGUCAGCUAUAAUUUGAACAUGUUGACCAUAUAAGCCUAAGUAACUCGGGGUCAUGUGGUACCUCUGCAGAUGCUGAAUGAAAAAGUGGGGGGGAAAGAGCGCAGUGAAGCAUGAAUCUGCUAUGAACGACUCCAGAGAUCAUUUGGGGAUUCGGUCGGCGCUAGUGGAAGAACUUUGGAAGAACUGGAAAGGUUCGUUCGAUUACUCUUGGCUUCCUCGUUGUGGACGAUAUGGCCAGUUUACUGCAAAGUGACUUGUCUUAUGCGUGGGAAAAGUACAUGGACUGUAGGCUUCAAGGAGCUGAUCUGCAGGUCAGCCUCCAGAGCUUAGAGAAUUUCCUCUGUCUCUUCCACUAUGUGCAGCAUCACCCUCAUCACACCAAAGAUGCCCUGAAAUUCUGCUCAGACAUGAGUGGGGCCAGUAAUACGCUGGCAAGGGAGUUCCUGACUGAUGUCCACCAACUAUGCAGUGCGGUGGCUCAGAGAGCGGAGGCACGGGAGGAAGAUGAAGAGGAAAGUCAUAUGGUUGCACUGGGAGAGUACCUCGUCAGAGGAAGAGGAUUUCUGUUGCUUAGCACCCUGGAUUCCAUCAUUGACCAGGAGCUGACUUGCCGAGAGGAGCUGCUCACUUUGUUGCUGUCUCUACUCCCACUGGUGUGGAAGAUCCCCGUACAGGAAGAAAAAGCACCAGAUUUCACCCUGCCGUCUCUAUUAGAGGUGUUCCUCAGCCGGGAGGUAAAGGCCGCACCUCUUAGAGCUGGACAGAAGACUGGGACAGAUGAACAGGAAUCUGGAAAGAGGCCACGUGUUGGCAGUGGCUCCUGGAAAUCAAGGAGGUCACGUAGGACAGCUCAGAAAUACUCUGUAAAGGAUGCUCGGCGCUCCCAAGUUUCUACCUCAGAUUCAGAGGCCAAUGCUGAAGACAAAGCAGGGCCAAGUGGCACAAGGAGCAGAAGAUCACAUGGCUCUACCCUGCGUGUACAUCAUCUACAUUAUCGUUUGGAAGCCACUCAGCUAACAGACACAGCAGCCACCAACAUAGAAACCAUGAGUGCACCAUACCCCCAUCCCAGGGUCUCUGGCUCUCACAUGAUGGACGCCGAAACCUUGACAGACCCCGCUGCAAUGUCAAUAUUCAAUCGUAUGGAGAACUCACCCUUUGAUCUCUGCUAUGUGUUACUUUCAUUACUGGAGAAAGUUUGUAAAUUUGAUAUGAGCAUCAAUCACAGUCCUGGCUUAGCAGUAGGUGUUGUACCGACUCUCACUGAGAUCCUUACUGAGUUUGGAGAUUGUUGUGGUCCAGGAGGCAGUGGUGGAACAGGAGCAGAGGAGCUUGCUGGGGGCUGGACAGAAGAACCAAUUGCACUGGUCCAGAGGAUGCUUUUGCGCACCAUCUUGCACCUAAUGUCAGUAGAUGUCAGUCAGAGUGAAACCCUUCCAGAUAGCCUGAGACGCAGCCUGACCGAUCUGCUACGGGCCACUCUAAAAAUCCAAAGCUGCCUAGACAGGCAGACAAACCCAUUUGCUCCUCGACCAAAAAAGACCCUACAAGAAGUCCAAGAAGAUUUCUCUUUUUCACGCUUUCGUCACAGGGCACUAUUAUUACCUGAGCUUCUCGAAGGGGUAUUGCAAGUGCUUCUGGGUUGCCUGCAGUCCUCGAUACCAAACCCUUUCUUCUUUAGCCAAGCACUGGACCUCAUCCAUGAAUUUGUCCAACACCGUGGCCUCGAGCUUUUUGAGGCUACAGUACUGCGUCUGGAGGAACUUGGUAGAGCAAGGGAUUCAGAAGUAGGUGGAGAGGCUUCAGAAAGGUUGCGAGGUUUAAUUGCCGGGGUUUUCAAGAUUGUAAGUGCUGUCAAGAAAGCAAAAUCAGAGCAGUUGCAUCAGUCUGUUUGCGCUCGACGUCGUCAUCGUCGUUGUGAAUAUUCUCACUUCCUUCAUCACCACAGAGAUCUGUCAGGUUUGCCUGUCUCAGCUUUUAAGAUGGCUGCCAGGCGUAACCCCUUUGAAGAAGAUGGCGAAGGAAAGGAAGGAUUGGAAGGGGAUGCGGUACGAUACCCUGAGCGUUGCUGCUGCCUAGCUGCCUGUGCUCACCAAUGUCUGCGGCUCCUGCAGCGCUUGUCGCCCAGUGGUCCAGCUGUAUUGCAGGUCCUUGCUGGGGUACAGACUGUUGGAAUCUGCUGUUGCAUGGACCCUCAUUCCGUAAUAAGGCCACUGUUGGAUGCCUUCCGAGCUCCAGGUUUACGUAGUUACCAGUCCCAUGUUCUUAGUGUCCUCAGCAGACUAAUACUGGACCAGCUUGGUGGAGGACAACCAUCAGAAAAGGCGAAGCUCGCUUCCUGUAACAUUUGCACUUUGGACCAAAGUCAGUUGCCAGGCCUUGAGGAGACACUACAACAUGGGGAACCUUCUGCUAUUUCUACCAGCCUGUGCUACCGCUCCCAGGGAAUUCUUCCAAGUGGAGGGGGUGCAGAGGACAUGUUAUGGAAGUGGGAUGCUCUUGAGGCUUACCAAGAACUAGUGUUUGGAGACAACUGGCACCUAAGUCAGCAAGUAGCUGGUCACGUGUGCUACUUGACACUGCGUGGCAAUGCUGUAGUGCAGUGGCAGCUCUACACUCACAUCUUCAACCCAGUGCUCCAGCGAGGUGUUGAGCUAGUCCACCAUGCUCAACAGCUAGGGGUUUCUACAGUUUGCACUCAAGUCUGCAGCUACCACACACAGUGCCUGCCUGUGGAGGUACUACUCAUAUAUCUCCAAGCAUUACCUGCACUUCUCAAAUCAAGGGUUAUCCGGGAUCUUUUCAUCAGCUGCAAUGGACUCAACCAGAUGACAGAACUAGUGUACCUUGACCCGACGUGCUCUUUAGCUUUAAAGGUAUUUGAGACCCUUAUAACCAGCUUCGGGCACCAGCAGGCGGCCUGUACCAUCCAGGAGCUGGAGAUUGCUGUUGCUGAAGGGAAGCAGGCAGUCUCAUCCUUGGCCGAGGAUCUGGGUUCUAGGGGAUCUGGAGAGGGUCCACAGAGCCUCAGCAAGUUCUAUGAAGGGCUUAAGGAAGCAUAUCCACGCUACAAGAAUCGUAGUGUGCAGGGCCGUGGAGCAGGACGUAGCCAAGCAGAGACACACCUACAUGUCAUUAACCUCUUCCUUUGUGUCGCGUUUCUUUGCGUUAGCAAAGAGGCUGACUCUGACCGGGACUCAGCUAAUGAUUCUGAAGACACGUCAGGCUACGACAGUACAGCUAGUGAGCCACUUGGUGGACGCUUGGCAUACCUCUCUCCAGACAGCGUGACUCUGCCAUCCAAAGAACAGAUACGACGGGCAGCUGACAUUUGGUCCGUGUGUCGGUGCGUCUACUUGGCCAACCCUUUGUUUCAGAGGCAGUUCUUCCGACUGGGAGGGUUGGAUGUUUGUUUGCGCCUAAUGAGUAUGGUCAUUCAGAAGCUUUCCUGUAAAACAAAAGAUAGCAAAUCAAAGAAGAAGAAAGAACUCCAGGCUAAAAGUAGCCCGGAGUCUUCAGUCCCUGUCACCCCACUGGGAGUGAAUGAGCCAGAUCCAGAUUCAAUUAACAGGUCUCCGGCAGAGGGAAUAACAAGAGAUACAACCAAGAGGAUGGAGGAAGAGUGGCAGUUACAAAGUAUUCGCCUUCUUGAGGCCUUAUUGGCUAUUUGUCUACACAGUGCCAACUCAGCACUGCAGAGGACUGACUCAGAGCUUUCAUACCAGCUCCAGUCAGUGGGAGAUACCCUGUUAGAAGUGAGAGACCAGCUCUCUUGCUCAGGGGUGGUAAGCUCUGACCUCGCUGUGCCACUUUUUGACUCUCUGUUGAGAGUAGCUUUGGCCGACGUGUCAUCGUCUCCAGAGCCCCCCGAGGAGAAGCCUGAGAGGGUGAGUCCUGCCUUUGGAGAUACUCUCCAAGUUUUGGCGGAGGGGGCGGCCCCAGCAGGCGAUCUAUCAGAGGAGGUGGACGGUGUUCAGAGUUGUAGCGUUAAGCCUCCUGGGGAGGAGGAGGAGGCGGAGGAGGGCUACGACGCCGACAGCGAAAGCAACCCUGAGGACAUGGCCAACCAGGAAGAGGGAUUGAAGGUGGAGUCUGUGCAGCGUGAGUUUGCGACAGUGGCAGACAGUCCCGGGCGUGGCGUGUUGCUUUUCCCAGAGAUCUGUACAAUUGAGUUGCAACUACUGGCCACUGGCUCCCCAGACCUGGAGGUAGUGAGUCAUGUGUUUCACAGCCUGCUUGGUGCGGUUCGUGCCAACCACCGCAAUGCCGCUCUGCUCUACGAACAGGGAGGAGUUAAAACCAUCCUGUCUGGAUUCCGUAACAUUCUUAGCCAAGAGGACCGUUCUCUUAAAGACUGCCAGACUGUUAUAGUGGAGCUGCUGGUUGCCAUGGUGAGCCAGCGAAUCACAGCAGAGGAACUGGCCCUAUUGAUUCGUCUCUUCCUGGACAAGAACCCACCUACUGAGAUUUUACUGAAAGGCAUCCUACAAAUUGUUGAAGCCAAUGUAAACAUAGAACCUCUUCACCUGCUGGACUUUCCAAUAAUCCUCGGGGCCUCGACACCGGGAGGAGUGUCCCCUAGUUCCAGACCAAAUGGCACUGCUGGAGGAAAAAGUGUUGGACUGCUGUGGAAGGGCAAGCUGUCACCUGGUCGCAGGGAGGGAGACAGCGAGCUCAGACCAAGUCACCUGCGUUCCUCUCCGUGGCAUACUGCUCCUCUCCACCUGCCCCUGGUGGGGCAAAACUGCUGGCCUCACAUGGCUAGUGGCUUCAGCGCAUCCUUGUGGCUGAGGGUGUUGGAGCAAGAGGAAAGACUGCGGAACACCGACAAGGGUGAGAAAAAACAUAAUUUAGCACUGACACCCAUCCUUCACAUUUCAGUGGUUUUCUAUUCUUUUUCAGAAAGGAGAAACCCGCCUGCUACUGAAAGUCACCAUAACUCGCCUCAGGCUAGAAAAAGAGUUGUGGAGGAAGGCCUCAUUCAUAUUCUCUCCAUGGGCUCAAAAGCACUGAUGCUUCAAGUGUGGGCGGAUUUCUCAUCUGGCUCGCUCAUAUUCAGGGUUUGUAUAGACCCAAAUGACGAGAUAAAAGCAGGGCUAUUGGCGCAAGCGGAAUCUGUUGAAGGACUUCUCCUGCCUGGCCACUGGCAGCACAUUGGCCUCACUUACACCCAGCAGCCUGAGGGCAAGAAGAACAUCCAUGGUCGUGUGGUUGUCUGGGUUUGUGGGAUCAUGAAAUGUGAAGUUUUCUUAGACUACACCUUACCUCGAAAGUCCAGUUUAUCCUCUGACAGCAACAAGACUUUCUGUAUGUUGGGCCAUUGUAUCCCCUCCUCUGAGGAGGUGACAAAACAACAUUUAAAUUGGAGCAUGGGGACAGUGCUUCUCUUCAAUGGUGCCAGAGUAGGGUCCGAAGAGGCCUUUUUCCUGUACAGCAGCGGGCCUGAUCUCACUUCAAUCAUGCCCUGCAAUUAUGGCAGACCUAAAGGGUCAUUCUCCAAGUUUGUCACUCAGGAAGGACUCAAGUGUGACAGAGUGCGGGAGCUUCUGAUGAAGAGCAAGGGUGUGGACACAACAGCUUUGGUUGAGAGCCUGGCAGUUGUAUAUGCUCCCAGCAGUCCUAGGGUCUACACUAUCUAUGAGCCUGUAAUAAGACUAAAGGGACAAGCCAAGACAGUGGUUACACAGCGGCCCUUCAGCUCCAGAGAAGUGCAAAGUGUUUCCUUAGAACCAAGCGCUCUCAAGGCUUUGCUGCCCACUGAAACCCAAGGCCUGCAAAGUGUCCUGCACAAGAUCGGUGGGACGGGAAAUGUGGUUUUCCUCUUUGCACAGACAGUGGAGCUGAGUGACUGUGAGAUGACCCAGGCUCUGGCCUUGCAGAUACUUCUGUCUCUGUCCAAAUUCAACCAGCAUCGCAUUCACGAAAUGGACUGCUACCAUGGCUACUCUAUGAUACACCAAGUGCUCAUUAAGUCCAAAUGCAUUGUUGGAUAUCAUAUGUUGAAAACUCUGCUGGAUGGAUGUUUUAGUGGACCUGUCUUAACCCUGGCGGAUGAUGGUCAGUUCCGUUUGGAGACAGAGUCAAUUGCUGUGGUCCAGGACAUCAGGCUACUCUCAGAUAUCCUGUUGGACUGGAAAAUCUGGGCCAAAGCAGAGUGUGGUGUGUGGGAGACACUCCUGGCUGCUUUGGAGAUCCUGAUCAGGGUGCACCACCCUUAUCAGGUUUUCAAUAUCCGUCAGUUCCUCAAGGCUGAAGUGGUGCACCGCUUCUUGCUUACCUGUCAAGUGUUACAGGAGCAUCGGGACGAGCACCUGACUGCCAUCCCACAAGAAGUCUGUUUAUCAUUUGUCAAAAUAAUCCAGGAAGUUCUAGGAUCCCCGCCAGACAUGGACUUGCUCAAACUUAUCUAUAACUUCUUAUUGGCAGUUCACCCCCCUACCAACACCUACGUAUGCCAUACUCCAUCAAGCUUUUACUUCUCUCUGCACAUAGAUGGGAAACUGUAUCACGACAAGGUGCAGUCUAUUAUGUACUUGCGACACUCCAACAGUGGAGGGAAGUCCGCCAGCAGUUCAGUGGUGUCUCUUUCCCCGACAGUCUUUACUGACGCUCCCCACGAAGGUACGCCUUACUGUCAUCUUCCUGGUCCCUCGCCUGAGCUUUGCGGUGAGGAGAAGUCCUUACGGCCGCCCAACCUGGCCCCAUCGCCAUACUCGUCCCCUUUGCUGACACCCCGUCUCAGUCACAGUGGCAUGACUGAGACUAAUGAAAUUGACCGGAUGUCGCUCACUGCCCAGCAGGCUCUGGGCAGUACUGAAACACUCAAAAAGGCAGGAGGUGACGAGCAGCUUUUGAGCAGUUGCGAAUCAGCGAAGACGAUAUGUGACUCGAAGGAUAUCGGCAAGGAAGGAGCUCCACGUACCCCGUCCAUCAGCGUGGAGGAGGAGCGGGAUGAAGCCACAGAGGUGGACAGCCUGGCCGAAGGCAGUGUUGGUGUGGCAGAGUCUGAGGACAGGUUUGACUGGACCAGUGAUGAAGCGCCUCGACGCCCUGACAGUUUAAAGGGAAUCCAGUCCUUCCAGAGAAGUCACAGCAACCUUGCUAGUUUGGGAUUAGCUUUUCCAGCUCCAAAUGGCUCACUGGCAAUCAGCCGCUGGCCCAGUGCAGCUGAUCGAAGCUCCGUACCUGAUGAUUGGGAAAGUUACACCUACUCUCCUGGUUACGAAAGAGCACACAGCAAAACUGAUUCUAAUGACAGAUCCAGUUCAGAGGACUGUCUUGUUCUGAUCUGCUGUGGCCUUUAUGACCUUCUGAGAGGUGUUCUGCUACUGCUGCCGGACCUUAUGCUUGAGGAAGUGAUGGACAAACUGAUCCAACCUGAGGCUUUAGUUGUCCUCGUCAAUCAUUCAUCACCUCUCAUCCAGCAAGGGGUCAUGAAGCUGCUGGAUGCAUACUUUGGCAGAGCCAACAAGGAGCAGAAAGAGAAAUUCCUGAAGAAUCACGGUUUCUCAUUGCUGGCCAACCAGCUGUACAUCCACCAGGGCAGCCAGGGCUUAAUCGAGUGCUUCCUUGAGAUGCUGUUUGGACGCCCAGUGGGCCUGGAGGAGGAUCUGGAUCUUGAAGAAAUGGAAACAAUUUCACCUUUCACAAAGCGUUGCAUCAUCCCAGUGUUGGGUCUUAUUGAGAACUCCCUAUGUGAGAACUCCUUGGUACACAACAUCCUCUGCAUGCUACUGCAGCUCCUCAAUGCCUGCCCAAAGCUGGCAGACAUCCUGCUCGAUCACGGACUGCUUUACGUGCUCUUCAACACACUCUCCACUCUCAAUGGCAUGGAGACCGGCAUUCCCCUGAAUGAUUACAAGCUCCUCGUGUGUGACAUCCAGCAGCUGUUAGUCGCUGUUACUAUCCACUCCUGCAGCUCUUCAGGGUCCCAAUACUUCCGCAUCAUUGAAGACCUCAUUACAUUGCUCGGUUACAUGCAAACCAGCAAAAUGCGGCGUACGCAGGAGAUGGCAGUCGCUCUGCAGUUUCGGGUACUUCAGUCGGCUAUUGAGUUCAUAAAGACAACGGCCAAUCAGGCGCCUCAAAAGCUGAGCAGCUCCCAUAAUACACCAAACUCUUCGCAUCACACUCUUUAUCAGAAACGAAAGAGCAUUGCAGGUUCCAUUGCCUUGAAAGACUCCAUUAUCCCCCGCAUCCCCAGGCAGCACUACUGCUCCUACGGCCAGAUCCCCUUGCCCUCUCCUUUCAGCUUCCUGUCCCAGGACUCCCCUCUCCCAUCCCCUACUGGGUCUCCAUCCUACAUGCUCCAUUGUGACGCAGGACGACGACGCUUCUCUCUGGCCCAAACGGACUCGCUACUGAUGAGGAUGCGUUCCGUCGCUAGUGAUGAGCUCAACCAGAUGAUGCAGAGGAGGAUGAGCCAGGAAAACCCCAUUCGGGCUAGUGAGACGGAGUUUGUGCAACGGCUGCAGAGGCUUGUGGUCCUUGCUGUCAACAGACUCAUUUACCAUGAUGUCAGUCAGGAUUUAUUUGACCUGCUGAACAUCCCAGACUCCCCAGACCAACAGCUUUUCACGCCAGAAUUGGGAUACAAUUCACACGAAGAGGGUAGCACUGCCUCUGCCCCACACUCACCUACUCCCUUUACAUUGCCACCUGCCAGCAAAAAGAGUUUGCAACAAGACAUUCUAAAACUCAUGAUGGAUGGCAUCAAAAUCAGCCUGGGCAGUACUGGUCGAGGAGGAGCUCCACAUCAGCAAUGGCGAAGGAUCCUGUGGUCGUGCAGGGACACGUUCCGGGUCCAAAUUGGUCGCAUCUUAGUGCACACGCUCAGUCCUGCUCGUCCCCUUUCUGACAGAAAGGAAGCACUCGAAUUUGUUUUUGAUCCUAGGCAUUUGGAUAUCUUAAAGGAGAGCCUCAGUCCCGGUCUAGAGCACGGGCCCAAGCUGUCACUUUACCUAUACGAAAUGCUGCACGACCACAAAGACGGCCUGACCAAAGACGAGCAGAAUGCUGUGGGUGUUUUCAUGACCUCGCUCAAGCUUUGUGGUCACCGCUGCAUCCCACCUAAUACGCCACACAAGCAGGAUCUGCUCAAGGCAGUGAAAGAGGAAAAAUCAAAGUACGAAGCAGAGGAGAAUUCAAGCAAGGCAGCGUGGGAAAAGAAAAUGACCAAUACUCAAAAGAACUUGAUCCAAAGAUUAGACGGAAAGUCCAAAGACAUUUCGAAAAUCGCUGCAGACAUUACGCAGAAUGUGUCUCUCCGGCAAGGCAUGGAGAGAAAAAAAGUCAUCCAGCACAUCAGAGGUCUCUACAAGACGGACCUGAGCGCCAGUCGGCACUGGCAGGAGCUAGUGCAGCAACUCACACAUGACCGUGCGGUUUGGUACGACCAAACAUCCUACCCUACAUCCUGGCAGUUGGACCCAACGGAAGGGCCAAACCGUGAGCGGCGGCGACUACAAAGAUGCUACCUCACCAUUCCAAACAAAUACUUGCUUAAAGACAGACGUAAACCUGAAGAUGCAGUGAAACCGCCACUGUCGUUCCUUUUUGAGGAUAAGACACACUCAUCUUUCUCCUCCACUGUGAAAGACAAAGCCACAAGCGAACCCAUCAGGUUUACCAGGCGCUGCAUGAGUGUGGCCCCCUCCAGGGAGACAGCAGGGGAGCUGCUUCUAGGAAAGUCUGGAAUGUACUUUGUGGAGGACAAUGCUGCAGACGCUCAUGACGGCCAGAGCCUUCAUGGUGAGACAGAGGCACCCUCUUUUUCUUGGACCUAUGAGGAGAUCAAAGAGGUGCACAAGCGAUGGUGGCAGCUGAGAGACAACGCCGUGGAGAUAUUCCUCACCAACGGUCGAACGCUGCUCUUAGCCUUUGACAACAGCAAGUUCCGUGACGACGUGUACCACAACAUUCUUACAUCUGAUCUGCCCAACCUGCUGGAGCACGGCAACAUUACAGCACUCACGCAGCUAUGGGGCUCGGGGCAGAUCUCCAAUUUUGAGUAUCUCACACAUCUUAACAAGCACGCUGGCCGCUCCUUCAACGACCUCAUGCAGUACCCGGUGUUCCCCUUCAUCCUGCGAGAUUACACCAGUGAAACAUUGGAUCUGCAAGACCCUAAUAUCUACAGGAAUUUGAGCAAACCAAUUGCCGUCCAGUCAAAAGAGAAAGAAGAUCGCUAUGUGGAUAAUUUCAGAUAUUUGGAAGAGGAGUACAGGAAGGGAAUCCGGGAGGACGAUCCCAUGCCUCCCGUCCAGCCUUACCACUAUGGCUCUCAUUACUCCAACAGCGGCACUGUACUGCACUUCCUGGUCCGAAUGCCGCCUUUUACCAAGAUGUUUCUAGCCUACCAGGAUCAGAGCUUUGAUAUCCCGGACCGGACGUUUCACUCCAUGAACACCACGUGGCGUCUUUCGUCCUAUGAGUCCAUGACAGAUGUGAAGGAGCUCAUACCAGAGUUCUUCUAUCUCCCAGAAUUCUUGGUCAACAGAGAGGGUUUUGAUUUUGGGGUUCGUCAGAACAGCGAGAGGGUAAACCAUGUGAAUUUACCUCCGUGGGCACGGAACGAUCCGCGUCUCUUCAUCCUGAUUCACCGUCAGGCGCUGGAGUCAGACCAGGUUUCUCAAACGCUGUGUCAGUGGAUCGACUUGGUGUUUGGACUCAAGCAGAAAGGCAAAGCUGCGGUCCAGGCUAUCAACGUCUUCCACCCGGCUACCUAUUUUGGAAUGGACGUUUCGGCGGUAGAAGAUCCAGUUCAGCGACGAGCACUAGAAACCAUGAUCAAGACUUACGGACAGACUCCCAGGCAGCUUUUCAACGCAUCCCACAUCAGCAGGGCCGGUCCUAAGCUCAUGAUGGAGGGCGAGCUGCCGGCCGCCAUGGGUCUCCUGGUUCAGCUCGCUUUUAGAGAAACCAGAGAGCAGGCCAAGGAGAUCAUCUGUCCGAGCCCGUUGCCAUGGAUCAAAGGCCUGAAGUGGGGCGAGUACGUGGGGUCUCCCAGUUCCCCCGAUCCAGUGGUGUGCUUCAGCCAGCCUCACGGCGAGAGGUUUGGAUCCCUGCUGGCUCUGCCUACGCGGGCUAUCUGUGGAUUGUCGCGCAAGUUCUGCCUCCUGAUGAUUUACAGCAAGGAGCAGGGUGUCCGCAGCAUGCACAGUACAGAUAUCCAGUGGUCGGCCAUCUUGAGUUGGGGGUACGCAGAUAACAUACUCCGGCUGAAGAGCAAACAGAGCGAACCACCCAUCAACUUCAUUCAGUGCUCUCCGUUGCAUCAGGUGACCAGCUGUGCCUGGGUGCCCGAUGGCUGCCAGCUAUUUACGGGAAGCAAGUGUGGAGUCAUCACCGCCUACAGCAACCGCUUCACUAGCGCCACGUCGGACAUGGAGGUGGAAUCCCAGGUUUACCUGUACGGACAUACGGGUGAAGUUACCAGCCUAUUUGUGUGCAAACCUUAUAGCAUUCUCAUCAGCGUCAGUACCGACGGUACCUGCAUCCUCUGGGACCUUAACAGGCUCUGUUAUGUGCAAAGCCUCACGGGCCAUAAAAGCCCAGUGACGGCAGUUUCUGCGAGUGAGACCACAGGUGACAUUGCAACAGUUUGCGACUCAGUGGGCGGAGGUAGCGACCUGCGUCUGUGGACCGUGAACGGCGACCUGAUUGGCCACGUGCACUGCAGAGAGAUCAUUUGCUCCGUGGCUUUCUCCAAUCAGCCAGAGGGCGUGUCCGUCAACGUCAUUGCUGGCGGGCUGGAAAAUGGCGUUGUCAGACUGUGGAGCACAUGGGACUUGAAACCAGUGAGAGAGAUCACCUUUCCCAAGUCAUGCAAACCCAUCAUCAGCCUGACGUACUCGUGCGACGGACACCACCUGUACACGGCCAACAGCGAGGGCACCGUAAUGGCCUGGUGUCGGCGGGACCAGCAACGCAUGAAGCUGCCCAUGUUCUACUCGUUCUUAAGCAGCUACGCCGCAGGCUGAGUGUGUGUGCGUGCGCUGUUAUGAGCAUGUAAGACGUUACCUUGCAUGUGCAUCCUCACCUUAGCAAGAGAAGCUGCUCUUCUUCCCUCCUCCUCCCAUGGAGAGAAACUAAUGACAUUCUCUAUACCCUGCUUGACUUUUAAUUCAAGCCAUCCCCAGACAUAUUAUACACAUACAUACAAUAUAUGUAUGUGUGUGCGUAUAUAUGUAUGAGUAUAUAUAUCUGUAAUAUAUGUAUGUAUAUAUAUAAACUGUGUGUGUGUGUGCGCGCGCGAGUGUGCAUUUACACCCCCAUACACCCCAAAUCCAGUGAAAUUGGGGCCAUAUUUAAAAUGUAAAUAAAACAAUACAGUGAUUCUUGAAAUCCUUUUCGAUCCAUAUUCAUAUGACUACACUGCAAAGACACUGUAUUUCAUGUUCAAAGUGAUGAACUUCAUUAUUUUUUGUGCAGAUACUGACUCAUUUUGAAUAUGAUAAAUGCAAAAUGGGGGCGAGGGGGCGCAAACACAUUUUACAUCCAUUUUACAUCCAUUCAAAAGUGAGAUGAUUUGCGAGAUAACAAUAAAUUACAUCUGUUAUAAGUAGGACUGUCAAACGAUUAAAAUUUUUAAUCGAGUUAAUCACAGCUUAAAAAUAAUCGUAAUUAAUCGCAAUUAAAACCAUCUAUAAAAUAUGCCAUAUUUUUCUGUAAAUUGUUGUUGGAAUGGAAAGAUAAGACACAAGACGGAUAUAUACAUUCAACAUACUGUACAUAAGUACUGUAUUUGUUUAUUAUAACAAUAAAACAACAAGAUAGCAUUAACAUUAACAUUCUGUUAAAGCGAUCCAUGGAUAGAAAGACUUGUAGUUCUUAAAAGAUAAAUGUGCAAGUUAUAGAAAUGUUAUAUUAAAACCUUAAUGUUUUCGUUUUAAUAAAAUUUGUAAAAUUUUCAAUCAAAAAAUAAACUAGUAGCUCACCAUUGUUGAUGUCAAUAAUUAGACAAUGCUCAUGGGUGCUGAAACCCAUAAAAUCAGUUGCACCCAAGCGCCAGCAGAGGGCAAAAAAAACACCAAAAAACACAAGUAACAAGUGGACUGUGCUGUCAUUUUAAUCUGUUUGAGCGGGGCAUGUGCGUUAAUUGCGUCAAAUAUUUUAACGUGAUUAAUUUUUUAAAAAUUAAUUGCCGCCCGUUAACGCGAUAAUUUUGACAGCCCUAACUAUAAGCAUUCAUUAAUGCUCAUGACAGUGUCAUGUAGGGGUGUGACAAAAUAUCGAAAUGGUGAUAUAUCGUGAUACUUUGUAUCCCAAAAGGUUAUCGAUAUGCUCCUGCAAGAAUCGAGAUAUAAUUUUUAAAAACGUGUCAAUAAAAAAAAAGGAACCAACAAAUUGCUACCAAAAUCUUCCACCAUAAUAGUGGCUCAGUUAACUCUAACGCUGCCUUGACGGUGCUCGACACCCAAUCCAUUUAGAAACCAGAGCAUUCACAGUCAUUCUGUCAGAUUUUAAGGGCAUUUAUUGGUCACUUGCAGUUCAUUUUAGGGCAUUUCCAGGUCAUUUCCGGUUGAGUUUGGGUCACUGCCUAUUCAUUUGGGUGAUUCCCAGGUCACUUCCUGUUCUGUAGCACAAAAUGAACAGGAAGUGACCCAUAAAAUACCCCAAAAUCAGCAGGAAGUAACUUAAAUGAACAGGUAAAUGACCUAAAAUGGCCCAAAAUUACCUCAUUGCCUGGCAUUGGCUGCUACUGACGGCCAUAGACAUCCAAUCCGUUUGAAGUGGGAGGGAUGACAGCGAAUUCGUUCAUUCGCUGCCACCCUCCCAGUUCAAAUGGAUUGGAUGUCUACUAGUGAUAAACUCAUUCCAAUUCACAGCAUAAGCUUGUUUUUCUGUUUAUUAGUUGUUUUUAGAAUAUCCUAGAAUGAUUUCCUGACCAAUGUAUCGUCAGAUCAUCGUUAUCGUGAGCUUUGUAUCGCAAACCGUAUUGUAUCGUGAGGUACCAAGAGGUUCCCACUCCUAGUGUCAUGUCAUAAUUGUCUAAUGACAGUCUCAUGGUGCCACUGUCAAAGUGUUACCAAAUACGAUAACUAGCAAUUAAUGAAACAACUGGAACAUUAACUGAAGAAAUAAUUAGCACAAAACAUUCGAUUCGAUUGUUCUUUGCGUCUGUAGCGCUGCAAAGCAUGCUAGGAGGCAUGUUGGACGACAAGUUUUGACAGCAGGUGGCAGCAGAGGUUGACUGUUUCCAAUAAGGGAGCAGUGAUGGCCAAAUGAAGCUUCUUGAAGCAAUGAAGCAUUGCAACCAAUUGGUUCAAAGCUUCAUGGUGGUUCAUUUGGUUUUAUGACAGUCAUAUGAUGGCGCUGUCAAAUAAAGUGUUACCGGUUAAUAUCUUUUGAUGUAAGUAUUCCAUAAUACAGUGGGGACAUCUACGGCUUAUAGUCCAGCGCGGCUUAUCUAUGAACAAAUGCAGCUUUUGUGCCAAAUCGGAAGGGUGUGGCUUAUAGUCAGGUGUGCCUUAUAGUGCGAAAAUUACGGUAAUUUAAAUUCACAGCCGUAGGAUGAAAAGUGCCACAUGAUUGAACGUCUAGCACCUUCAAUGGCAGCCAAUAAGUUAGUCAUUUUUACUUGGGUUGCACAAAAUCGUUACCCAUGACAUGAGUAUUAACUAUGCUGCCUUUUGAACUUUAUGCUGAUAAUAAUCUGGACAGUCCUUUUCUUCUUUGGCCUGAAAAGCAUUACACCUAUGCUUAAAAAAAUAAAAUGUAGACUCAUCCGACCUGAGCACACUUUUCCAACAUGCAUUCAUAGUAAUGAACUAUGUGAGCUGGAAACUUGCCAAUUCUUUACUUGAGAUCAACUGAUAUGGGUUUUUCAGGACCGAUACCGAUUAUUAGUAGUUUGAUGGGCGAAUAGCCGCUUAAAGGCUUGCGUAGUUCAGUGGUAGUCGUUCCAAACCCAGAGGUUGUGGGUUCGAUUCUCUGCCCUGAUGAUGUUGUCUAGGUAUCCUUGAGUAAGAUACUAAAUCCCACGUUGUUCCUGGUGCUCCGUCACCAGUAGGUAGAUGAAGCUAUAGUGCACAGUGAUCCUUCGCUACUUCACUCUUCAAAUUUCUCGCACCCAAGUCCAUCGCGGAUUUUUUAAAAUGUAUUUUAAUUAAAAGAAAAAAAAAAGUACAGGUGAGCUGUCCCGAGCCUAUCACCUAGUCUUACUCAUGCUCCCUCCCUUCCGCCCUCUCCCUGCUCUUUGUUCAUUAGGCAGUGUACAUACACUGGAUUUGCUUGUUAAAGUUAACAAUUAUUGGCAGAUGUUUGUGUUUGAUCUUGCCAGAGCCACAAACUUCAAAAGCGCCGGAUUCGUCAAUCAUCGUUUAACUUGUGAAACAGUUGCUGUGGCAACUCAUUGUGUGUAAGUGGUCAGCUUGAGCGGAUUUUAGUAGACUCACUUAAUGAAGCAUUUAAUAAAGCCAAGCAUUUUUCUACUACUUUAUUCUUGUUUAAAAAUAAUUCGGUGGUACAGUAACAUGUUUAAAACAUUUAAAUGCUUAAAAAACAUUUAUUAAAAUAUAUAUAUGACGGAAAACACUCAGGUGACUUGAAGUUCCGCUCUGAGACUCCAAUUUGGCCAAAUUUCAAAAUUGUCCUAUAUGCAUGUGUGAAAAAUCAUUGGAAAGCUUCUCAAUUUUCUGGGGGGAAAUUUUGAACAGGAGGGCAUUUAAAAAAAAAAUUUUAUUUUUUUAUUUUUUUAAACAGCAAAAUCCUAACUGGGGGUGAGAGCAAGAGAGAGCAUAAUUAAAGACACCAUGAUUUGAACAAGAUAUUAUUGCGUACUUACCACUUUUUGAUCCAAAAACUCCAUGUAGCAUGCAUCACCAAGUUUCAAGACACAGCUGUGAAUGGCCACAACCAGAUUUAGGGGGGAUUUUAUGGGUAAAACAUGGUACUAUAACAAAGGUCGCAAUGCAAAAAUCGCAGACAUCAAGGAGUGGUCAAGGUUUUAUCUUUCAUACAUUUACCCUUUUAAACGUUUUUUUUUUUUUCUUUGUCUGGAUCGAUUAUCAUCUAAAAUAUUGGGGAAAAUGCGACAGUAACAAAAAAAAUACAAUUAAGCGAUAGUUAUGAGAUGGAUAUCCGUGACUUAUUUACAGACAGCAUUUUUUUCAUUAUGACAUAAUUUGCUUAAAAGUUGUCUAAUAAAAUAUAAAAAAUAUUGUAAAAUAUGCGAGUGAGUCCUUUUCGUAAAAAAUUAGACAUUUCAAAUAAGAAAUAUAAUUAUCUUUUUAUGGCUUGAUUGAAUAAAAAAAGCAGUUGCGCGAUGUGUGUAAACGGGGGUCUCCACGGUAAAACAAAUUAAAAAUAGUUCGUGGGCUUCAUGCGCCAUGAAUCUGCUAUUGCAGCAUAUAGACAUAUUGUUCUAUCAAACACAACAGUUCUUUUGGCUUGAAAUAAAGCAGUUUAUUUUAAAGAGGGGUGCAAGAGCAGAAACUGCUUUUUCAGCCUUGUCUGUGUUUUCCGCCAUAUAUAUAUAUAUAUAUAUAUAUAUAUAUAUAUAUAUAUAUAUUAGGGCUGUCAAACGAUUAAAAAAUUUUAAUUGAGUUAAUUACAGCUUAAAAAUUAAUCGUAAUUAAUCGCAAUUAAUUGCAAUUCAAACCAUCUAUAAAAUAUGCCAUAUUUUUCUGUAAAUUAUAUAUAUAUUCUGUAAAAUAAUUUGUUGGAAUGGAAAAUAAGACACAAGAUGGAUAUAUACAUUCAACAUACGGUACAUAAGGACUGUAGUGGGCAUUUCACUCUACUGUCAUUUAAAUCUGUCUAUGCUGUCCUCACUCCGAAGCGUCUACUUUUUCCAAAGCUAGACAGCUAGUGAACGACGCCUUAAUAAUCAGACUUCUUCCUUUUUCAUCUGAUAUAUUAAUAAAAUGGCCUCAAGCCACUGUCCUCUUUAGUCCGUAGUGAAACUAUAAAAAAAAAAGUACACAAGCAUUGCAUUAGCAACAACGUUAGCUUAGCACGCUAUACAGGUUCACUAAACAUAAACAAAAAGCGUCUCACACAAAAAAUAUAAUAUUUCGCUUACUAACAUAAUAUGUACAUUCUUUACAAGAACCAUACUUACGGACAAAUCUUGUCCAAGGAUCACAUAAGCACAACAUUAGAACGUAGGCGUCAGCCCGAGACGUCGUGCAGCCAUAUUGAACUGGCAAGAAAGCAAUAAACCAUGUCGCAAAGCGACCACAAGAGUUCGCUGUUAGACAGCACAAAAAACCUUGCUGUAAAACUUACCAAAAGGCAGAAUACUGUCUGAGCGGGACAUGUGCGUUAAUUGCGUCAAAUAUUUUAACGUGAUUAAUUUAAAAAAUCAAUUACCACGCGUUAACGCAAUAAUUUUGACAGCCCUAAUAUAUAUAUAUAUAUAUAUAAUAAAUAUUUUUAAUUAUACUUUGGGGAAAAAAGUGGAAAAAAACAUGUCUUAUAUGUAUCUCUUUCUAAUGCUAAACCUUGAAUGAAUACAUUGAAGACACACAUUUUUUUUUUCUGGGGGGGUGCUCUACUUCACGGAUUUUCACUUAUCACGGCGGUUUCUGGUCCCCAUUAACUGCAAAAAACGAGGGAUCACUGUAAAACGCUUUGAAGGCCUCAAAAAGGUCGUAAGGCGCAAUACAGGUGUAACUACAUUUACCCUUUUAACCAGUCAGAGGAUGGGGUGAAUACUAGUGCAGGAGAGAGAGGCGCGGCUGCAUCUGAGCCUAAAUAACCUAGUUUUAAAUAUAUUUUUUUCAUAUUGGCCAGUCGAAUUUAAAAUCGAUAUCGAUAUACGUCAAAUUUCCAAAUAUCGGCACCGAUAAUCGCUUUAUCUCUAUCCUUUAGACAAUACUAGUUUUUAAGUUCACCUGAGGGAUCAAAAGUCAUGGGCAGUCAGUGCGAUUUCUCUCGAUUUUGCUGAUGUGUAUAGCAGAUAAUGAAAUAUGUUGAAGUAUGUUGAUGAACUUCUGUUUAAACCAUUUGUUCUUUUGUUCACACAGUUGUUCACGAAGUGCAGAACCUCGUACCAUACUAUCUUGUGACCACCUUUUAUACAUAAUCAUCAUCAUAAUCACUUGUUUCCAAAUAACUUAUUUACAUUUGGAAUGCUUAUUUGUAAGCUUUCCUCAACUCCCCUAGUUUUUUUGUUUGACCCUCGCCCAGCAUCACAUUGAUUGAAAAUGAUAGAAUACUCAUUAACAUUCAUCAGUUUGAAUAUAAAAUACCCUUUGUGAAGCAAUUGAGAGGUUGAAAAGGAUAUGCAAAUCAUUGUGUUCUGUUUUUAUCUACAUUUUAAAUCAUAUCCCAACUUCAUUAGAUUUCAGGUUUCUGAAAGGAAUGUUGGGGCGAUGAAUGAUUUAGUCUUGACUGCAAUAGACACUUUAUUUUUCCUAUCAUCUGUUCCUACCCCCUGUUUACGCUGCUAGCUUGGCUAAAAACCCAAUCGUUCCCUUCCAGGCUUUCGGCUCUUGAGUAAGAACAGGCCAAUGUGCUACCUACUGCAUGCCACAAUGGCGCUUGAUUGUCUCUUUGAAACUUUUGUUGUUGAAUGUUAAUAUCCCAUUUAUUUAUUGGAAAUUGUCUGCCGGUUGACGCACUACAUGCAACCCAUCACAACGCAGUUGAAUCGCGUCUCCUGAAUCUGAACCUUGUCGUCUCCCUGCUGUCUGCUCUCCUAACAGGCGAUGAAAAAGCUCCCACCUUUCAUGCAGCUCUUCUUUUACAUUCCCUCACUACUUCGCUGCACUUUUACUUCAUCCAUUAGCCCAGUCACGGCUUGCCUAGCCUCCGUUUUACAUCGUUUCAAGCCACCCGUCUGUGAUCAGAAAGUGUCAUCUGCAGAAAGCAAUAUUAUAUUACAUACAAUAGGUCCUCAUUUUUAUUCUUUUUGCCUUUCGAGCCUGCUGCGGCGAUGUCUUACAUUUCACUCUUGUUUACAAGAAAGGGAAUAUUUGUUUGUGAAAGAGAAUCCUAAAUGUUUCCUCCUCGUACGUGCAGCAGCAAUACUGCAUGGGACCAUCCUUUUGUUUACUUCCUUCUUACUUUUACAUUUGUUUUCCCAAGUGAGACAUUUGACAAGAAUCCUGCUUUCUAGCAGGAAGGAUGAUGUGAUGUUGCUUCUUUUUUUUUUUUUUUUUGGUGUGCGUUCAAACGGACAAAAGUAUUUUUCUCUUGAAAAACUUGAGCUAUGCAUAUAGAAAAUUGCUUGGAUGUGUUGGAUUUAAUUGACCUCAAUGGCCUGAUUGUUCAGUUUGGACUGAGUUUGAAAGGUCAUGUUUUGUUUGUAUAUGUGCGUGCGUGAACAAACCAAGUGAGUAUAUUCUAAAUAUGUAUGUAUAUAAAUAAAUAUAUGAA
This is a messenger RNA of Corythoichthys intestinalis (scribbled pipefish), 19430 nucleotides long. It is a transcript of the gene lyst, whose product is annotated as lysosomal trafficking regulator. The record is from RefSeq and is a predicted model, not a curated record. Bases 335 to 12085 code for a protein of 3916 amino acids. The transcript has 53 exons. Gene Ontology annotation, molecular function: protein binding. NCBI's taxonomy places the organism in Eukaryota, Metazoa, Chordata, Actinopteri, Syngnathiformes, Syngnathidae.